Messenger RNA from Procambarus clarkii (red swamp crayfish), 2294 nucleotides. Its product is annotated as olfactory receptor 4S1. The record is from RefSeq and is a predicted model, not a curated record. Gene Ontology annotation, cellular component: membrane. Gene Ontology annotation, molecular function: G protein-coupled receptor activity. Gene Ontology annotation, biological process: G protein-coupled receptor signaling pathway. NCBI's taxonomy places the organism in Eukaryota, Metazoa, Arthropoda, Malacostraca, Decapoda, Cambaridae.
CAGAUAGCAGGCCGGAUACCAGAUGUAUCCGUUGGACCAGUAGGAGACAACUCCCGGCUUGAAUGAGUACCAGUGUACUGGUCGACACAUGCAGUAGUGGUGGUCUGGUGCGACUACAGUGUACUCUGUACCAGUGUACUGGUCGACACAUGUAGUAGUGGUGGUUUGGUGCGACUACAGUGUACUCUGUACCAGUGUACUGGUCGACACAUGCAGUAGUGGUGGUCUGGUGCGACUACAAUGUACUCUGUACCAGUGUACUGGUCGACACAUGCAGUAGUGGUGGUCUGGUGCGACUACAGUGUACUCUGUACCAGUGUACUGGUCGACACAUGUAGUAGUGGUGGUCUGGUGCGACUACAAUGUACUCUGUACCAGUGUACUGGUCGACACAUGCAGUAGUGGUGGUCUGGUGCGACUACAGUGUACUCUGUACCAGUGUACUGGUCGACACAUGCAGUAGUGGUGGUCUGGUGCGACUACAAUGUACUCUGUACCAGUGUACUGGUCGACACAUGCAGUAGUGGUGGCCUGCUGCUACUACAGUGUACUAUAGAAAAACUAAGACGUUCAUAAACCUCUUCAAGCAACCUUAAUAUUCUUCGUUAUAACGUAUGACGGUGUAAAGUGGAUUUUAUCAAAGUCAGAUAAAUUAUCAGUGAUGUUGAAGGCGUGGCGGGUGUGUGGCGCUCUGUGCAUCACGGCGACACAGUUCAGAGAAGUGCACGUUUAUUGCCUCUAUUAUCCACAAAGUCCAGAAGAAUAAAUCCUUGAGGAUAAAGCAUAUGUAACAUGGAAUAUUACCGAAACGAUAAGAGUGCCAUACCGGAAGCCAAGCGAUGUUAAGCGAGUGCAGGUUAUAGUUGCCUGACCUCUCUCUCGGUGACACUAUGGCACAUAACUUGACGGACGGUGUUAACACAACAGGAACCACGAACAUCCAUAUCCUGUUGUACUUGUACCCGUUCUUCAGCGCCGUGACGUUCGCUGAGUGCGUCUUGGCCGGAUACAUCACCGCCCUCAGCCACGACUUGAGGGAGAGACUCUCUUCCUGGUUCCUAAGUUCUCUCAUAGUCAGUAUCGGAAUAUUCUCGUCCCUCUCCUUCGUGUACGCUAUAGUGUUGAUCGCCCAUCCCGAUGUCCACCACAGCUCCCCGGCCGGCUGCCAGGUGAAGCUGGUGCAGCGGUACCUCAGCACCGUGUCCUGCUUCACUCUCACCUGCUUGGCUCUGGAUCGGUACGUCGCAAUAUGCUGGCCACUUCGCUACUAUAAUAUACUGACGAUACGGCGUUGUCGCCUGCUGUGCGUCGCCUGCUGGAUGCUUCCCCUGGUCCUGCUUGUGCUGCCUUGCGCCAGCGUACUCUCGACGCUGUGUAAUCCCGGAAAUGACAAGGAGUUCCUGAUAGCAUACAGCGUCGCGUAUGUCUUCGGGGCCUUGACCACCUUCGUCUUUUAUAUCCUAGUGGCUCUGGAGUUCCGUCUGAAGAGUCGCGUCCAGCCACACGACAGUAACGCAGACAUGACGGAGGCGAUGGUCAGACACAAGACUGCGAAGUCUGCUCUACAGGUCUUCAUGUUUUACAUCCUCCUCUCCCUUCCUCACGCGUUGCUGCCGCUGAUGUUCCGGUUCCUGAGAAAAGAGAAUACAGGGCCCUGGCUGGUGGUGGUGGGCCACUUGGGCCACCUGGUCCACCGCCUCCACCUCCUGCUCUUCCUCCCCAUGUACGCCCUUGCCAACGUUUCGUUCUUCACCUCCCUCAAAGCCAUAGGUCAGCACCUGUGGAGGACCGUCGCCUGUGGCUCCUCUGGGCAGCGGCAGAGACAGGGGCCGCCCAAGGAGAAUAGCUUUGCCCUGGAGACCACCGUUGGAGAGUUCUAGCUACCCGAGGAGGAUGAUGAUGUUCUCAGCUCGGUUAAAAUCCUUCCGUUCUCUAGAUGCCCGAGAGCCCUAUUGUUUUCUAGCUCUGAGAGGGCUGUAAUUCUAUGGUUAAAAAAAGAAAGGUAGGAACUCUUUAGUCACUUAAGAAGGCUAUCGUGCUAGCUACAAGGGCUGGUAAUCCUACUCAAUGUCAAUGUCAGAGUACGGAUACCUUCUUCAGAACCUCUUCUGUGAAAGUAUUUUUAUAUCUUAUACUAAAUUGUCUGGUUAAGUGUCAAAUACGGAGGCAGAAAUAAACAGAAGCUACAAGGUGGAAUUCCGUUCUCUGCUACGAAGUUUUAAUAUGAAAAAUAUAGUCUAGGUCAAAAUAUAUAUAUAUAUUAUAUAUAUAUAUAUAUAUAUAUAUAUAUAUAU